GGACCUGCGCUCCUGGCCUCCAAACCACCACCAGCCCCCCUCUCCCCGAUUUACACCAUUAUCACCCUCGGACUCAUUUUGGAGGAGCGGAAAGUCGCCUCUGAAGCGGUCGCCUACCUAUACAGCCAAGUAUGUAUCCAGCUGGAGGGAUAUCUGCAACAAUAUACACCAACAGGCUCCGGGCAGAAGGCAUGGGCUCCAAGGAGCAGGCCGUGCUCUUCGCCAACCAGGACUAUGAGGCACUGAAACAACAGUGUGUGGAGUCGGGCUGCCUGUUUGAAGACCCCUCUUUCCCAGCCGAGCCUCCAUCCCUGGGCUUUAAGGAGCUUGCCCCCUAUUCCUCCAAAACUAGAGAUGUGGAGUGGAUGAGACCCACGGAUCUGACAGAUGACCCUCAGUUCAUUGUGGGUGGUGCCACCAGAACAGACAUAUGUCAGGGAGCGCUGGGUGACUGCUGGCUCUUGGCAGCCAUCGCCUCUCUCACCCUGAACGAGAGGCUUCUCCAUCGGGUUGUCCCACAUGGGCAGUCCUUCCAAGAUGACUAUGCUGGAAUCUUCCACUUUCAGUUCUGGCAGUUCGGCGAAUGGGUGGAUGUUGUGAUUGAUGAUAGACUGCCUGUCAAAGAUGGGGAGCUCAUGUUUGUCCAUUCGGCCGAGGGCAAUGAAUUCUGGAGUGCACUCCUGGAGAAGGCGUAUGCUAAGCUGAAUGGCUCCUAUGAGGCUCUGUCUGGCGGAAGCACCACUGAAGGGUUUGAGGACUUCACCGGUGGUGUGUCUGAGAUGUACGAGCUCCGCAGGGCUCCCAGACAUCUGUACAGGAUAAUCGGCAAAGCUCUGGACAGAGGCUCCCUGCUGGGCUGCUCCAUCGAUAUCACCAGUGCCUUCGACAUGGAGGCUGUUACAUUCAGGAAGCUCGUGAAGGGCCACGCCUACUCAGUCACUGGACUGAAGGAGGUGGAUUUCCGCGGAAAUAUGGAACGCCUAAUCCGAGUACGUAACCCCUGGGGCCAGGUGGAGUGGACUGGUGCCUGGAGUGACAAUUCACCUGAAUGGGAUGAGAUCGACCCUUCUGAACGAGAGGACUUGCAUCUUAAGAUGGAAGAUGGGGAGUUUUGGAUGUCCUUCAGUGAUUUCACGAGGCAGUUUUCUCGGCUAGAGAUCUGUAACUUGACUCCUGAUGCCCUGAGCGAGGACAGUCUCAGCCACUGGAACACCAUAAAGUUCUUUGGCACAUGGAGGAGAGGCAGCAGCGCCGGAGGCUGCAGGAACCAUCCCAACACGUUUUGGAUCAACCCUCAGUAUAAGAUCACGUUGCUGGAGGAAGACGACGACCCGGAGGAUGAUGAGGUGGCGUGCAGUUUUUUAGUAGCUCUCAUGCAGAAGGACCGCCGCAGAUAUCGGCGCCAUGGUCAGGACAUGCACACCAUUGGCUUUGCUCUCUAUGAGAUACCAGAAGAGUACAGAGGGUGCCAGAAUGUCCACUUGAAGAAAAAUUUCUUUUUGAGCCAUUCAUCGUGUGCACGCUCAGAGACCUUCAUUAACCUGAGAGAGGUGAGCACGCGGCUGCGUCUGCCCCCUGGAGAGUACCUCAUCGUCCCCUCCACCUUUGAGCCCGGUAAAGAGGCUGACUUUGUCCUCAGAGUCUUCACUGAGAAGCAAUCAGAAACAGAAGAACUGGAUGAUGAAGUCUCUGCCGAUUUAGAAGAGGAUGAGGAAAUAACUGAAGAGGAUAUUGAUGACUCCUUUAAGUCCAUGUUUGCCCAACUAGCAGGAGAGGAUAUGGAGAUUUCUAUUCGUGAACUUAGGACCAUUCUAAACAGAGUCGUCUCCCGGCACAAAGAUCUAAAGACUGAUGGCUUCAGUAUGGAGUCAUGUAGGACCAUGGUCAACCUGAUGGACAAAGAUGGUAGUGCCCGUUUAGGGCUGGUGGAGUUUCAGAUCCUCUGGAACAAGAUCCGAAAGUGGCUGGUCAUUUUUCGACAGUUUGACCUUGACAAGUCGGGGGCCAUGAGCUCAUACGAGAUGCGUCUUGCUGUGGAGGCAGCAGGUUUUAAACUGAACAACAGACUGAACCAGAUUCUGGUAGCCCGGUAUGCCGAGAAUGAGAUGAUUGACUUUGACAACUUCAUUUGCUGCUUGGUCAAGCUUGAAGCCAUGUUUAGGUCUUUCCAGCAGUUCGACAAGGAGGGAUCAGGAGUGGCUGAACUGAAUCUCACAGAGUGGCUUUACCUGACAAUGUGUGGUUGAAGAGGAGUCUUUACGGGAGGAGCGUAUACAUCAAAGGUACAGACUGCCACGAGCCAGGAGCCCUGAAGACACCUCAGCCUUAGCGACCUGCUGAUCCUUUAACACAUCCCACCUCAGCGUCUAAAGUAGCAAAGAGCUGUAUAACGAAAAAACAAACUAUGCAAACCUACAGUAUGAAGCAGUUGCUGUGCCACAUUAAUCUGUUAUCUCUGUAAGACAGCAUGAGUCUGUGCAUGACAAAAAUCACUAGCUGUAAUGUGCAUUCUACCAGUUGAUUUUAUACUUUUACAUUUUAGUUUUGCUGUCUGUAUGAAUAUCAACUGAUUUACUGUUUUUUUUUUUUUUUUAAUCUUAAAUUGACAUCUCACAACAGGCUUUUUUCCACAAAGGAGGAUAACAAAAAUAGAUUAAAUUUUAAGUCUGUUACUGUAGUGCUUUAAAAAGUCUUAUAGAUUCUCUUAAUAAUUCUGCACUCAUAGUCCCAUUUCCCCUUGAUUUUAUUACUGAAAUAUCUUUUUACAGGAAAUCAUCACCUCAGUGUUGUUGGUAGUUUCAUUCUUGCACCUGUAGGUGGCAGUACAGAUGUAAUUGGUGUCAGUGAGGAUUUUCUUUUAAUUUUUUGGCAUUUGAUACUGAAGUUAAGCUUGUUUAUACUGUAUAAUACAAAAAAAUCUUUUUCUUCAGUUGAAGUCAAGCAGCUGACCUUUAUUGUUUUUAUUUUACACUAUGAUUUUAGAUUAAGGAGGCUGUUAGUGAAGUUACUUCACAUUAGUGAGAAAUACUCAGUUCACUCAAGUGACAUUUGCAGGGAUCACAUGAUACUGAAUGCCUUAUACAUAACACCACGAUGUUGAAACAGCUAUUAAGAAUGUGCCAGUCAUGUGUUUUGUGUUGUGAAUGUAUGUUGUGCCUUCAAUAAAUAU
Xiphias gladius (swordfish) is the source of this 3169-nucleotide messenger RNA. Its product is annotated as calpain-1 catalytic subunit-like. Lineage: Eukaryota; Metazoa; Chordata; Actinopteri; Istiophoriformes; Xiphiidae. The record is from RefSeq and is a predicted model, not a curated record. Gene Ontology annotation, molecular function: calcium ion binding; calcium-dependent cysteine-type endopeptidase activity. Bases 132 to 2246 code for a protein of 704 amino acids. The transcript has 23 exons. Gene Ontology annotation, cellular component: cytoplasm. Gene Ontology annotation, biological process: proteolysis.